UGCUUUGGUGCGGAAAUUCCCUGCAAGAUCGUCACCCUUGUCUCUUUUUAUAGUUUAGUUUAGGUGAAUUCUGUGUAGGUUAUUUAGGUAUGUUGGAAGAAGGGAGAAAAUCGAAAUUCGGUGCAGAUCUUUCUUCCUUCUCGUUUAGUACCUUACCCUAAUUCAUCAAUCUUUUUCUCAUCAUCAUCUCUAGUAGUAUGCUCCGAAGCUGGAGCUAGGAGUGAAGUUGGGGAUGAUGCUAGAAAAGGGAUGUGAAAGCUGUGGCGACGAUUUGGAGGCAAAACCUUCUGAAAAGAACGAGGAUGAAGAGGGAGACGAUGAGAGUACGCCUAGAACCAGUGUGAGCUCAAGCAACUGUAGUGUCGAGGAGAGUGAAAUGAAGGCGAGCUCCGGUGGAGGUAAGGUACGGCAGUACAUAAGGUCCAAGAUGCCGAGGCUGCGUUGGACGCCGGAGCUUCACCUUUGUUUUGUUCAAGCUGUGGAAAGACUUGGAGGUCAAGAAAAAGCCACACCUAAGCUAGUUCUUCAACUGAUGAACAUAAAAGGACUAAGUAUUGCUCAUGUCAAGAGCCAUUUACAGAUGUACAGGAGUAAGAAGGUCGAUGACCAGGGCCAAGUGAUAACAGACAAAGGAUUCUUUUUGCAAACUUGGGAUCACCGUAUUUACAACCCUUGUCAAGUUCCCAUGCUGCACAGUCUUCUGGAUCAAAGAAUUCGUUCCAACAUCAUCAGAUAUACCGAUCUUCUGAGGAGCAGACAUGGGAACUGGAUUCCUAUCCCCUGCGUGGACGGUGAUGCAAACACGUCUAACAGGGAUUUCUAUAUGGAUGACAUGACUUUCACUGAACAAACUGGGAGGAGAACACAUGAAUACCCUAACGAGUACCAAUUGCUAUAUGAUCGUGAACCCUACAAAACCCAAGCUAAUAUUCCAAGCUAUGUGACCCAAUUGCAAGAAACGGGAAUAGCGAGGUUGAGCUGUUUGGACAAAACGAGCUUAUUCUUACAUUCAAACUGGAAGACGAGUAGUGAAGAAGAGAGAAGCGCAGUGAAAAGGAAGGCAGCCGAUUCUGACCUUGAUUUGGAUCUCUCACUGGAACUGACACCAAGACAGCGAACAAAGUUGGGAAAGGGUUGGGAAGAGGAAGAAACAGACAACAAUCUAAGUCUGUCGUUGCUCUCUCCAACUACAAUGACGGAAAAACUUUCUACAGAUGAAGACACGGCUUCCAAGGUUUUCUGGAUGAAGGGGUGUUAUGAUAGUAGUAAGGUAUCAAGAAAGGCAAGUACCCUGGAUCUGACUUUAUGAAUAAAAUGCAUUCUAGUGAGAUCCUGAAGGUACUUGUCCAUCAAGAGGAUUUUUAAUAUAUGUGUAUACCACUGUCUUAUAACAUCCAGAGACAGAGGUAAUAGCUAACACUUGUUUACUGCCUUGAUUUUAUUUUUAAACCUCACUCUACAAGGAACACCCUACUCCCUAGGUGAUAUUCUCAUCUAGUUUCUGGGUUGGAUUAUCUCGGGUUGCCCAGAGAAUGGAAUAUUGAAUCUACUACUCUUAUGUUUUUCA
This is a messenger RNA of Nelumbo nucifera (sacred lotus), 1567 nucleotides long. RefSeq lists its product as uncharacterized. NCBI's taxonomy places the organism in Eukaryota, Viridiplantae, Streptophyta, Magnoliopsida, Proteales, Nelumbonaceae. Gene Ontology annotation, molecular function: DNA-binding transcription factor activity; DNA binding. The record is from RefSeq and is a predicted model, not a curated record.